AUGACACCUCUCUCACCCCAUCAUCAUCAUCAUUACCAACAAACCCAAACUUCCUCAGUUUCCAACACUGUUCCCACUGCUUUCUAUUUAUCCCCUUCUCAUUUCACCGACACACCUAUCUGUUAUGGCGUUCCUGAAAAUCCUAACUUUCAUUCAUCUUUGUCUGUUAUGCCUCUUAAAUCGGACGACUCUCUUUGUAUCAUGGAGGCUCUUGGUAGAUCACAAUCACAAGAGGACUUUCAAGGUGGUGCAACAAUGGGGACUCAUGAUGAAUAUGGUAGCCAUGAAAGAGAUGCAGCAAUGGCUUUAAGCUUAGACAGCAUUUACUACAAUAACCAACAAAAUGCAGAUCCUCAUCAACAACAACAAAGCCACAUGACAUCACAUCCAUAUUAUGCAGCACUUGGUUUCCAUGGUAUGUUUCAAACACCAUUAGAGAUUGAAUCAAAGGAAACAUCAACAAAUGUUGAUGUUUGUAGCUCCCAAAUGCCUCAAAACUGGUUCUCUCUAAGAGAUUAUUCUUUUGCUUCUCAUGCUUCUCAGACUCUUGAGCAACAAAUGAACACAAACAUGGGAAAUAACAAUAGUGGUGGUGGUUCUGUUGGGUGUGGUGAGUUACAAUUUCUAAGCCUAUCAAUGAGUCCUGGUUCUCAAUCUAGCCGUGUUACUGCUCCUACACAGAUCUCACCUUCUGGAACUGAAUCAGUCACCAUGGAAGCUAAAAAAAGAGGUGCUGCUAAGCUUGGACAGAAGCAACCUGUUCAUAGAAAAUCCAUUGACACUUUUGGAGAGAGAACUUCACAGUAUAGAGGCGUCACAAGGGUUGUUUUGUAUGCUAUAGCCAUGGUAGAUUUUGAUCAUGAAAAUGGUGAGGUUUGUAAAGACUUAAAACAAAAGAUGGAACAGAUCAUUGCCUCAUACAGCUCCUCUGUUGAAAGGUGA
Molecule: messenger RNA, 942 nt
Organism: Lathyrus sativus (Indian pea)
Lineage: Eukaryota; Viridiplantae; Streptophyta; Magnoliopsida; Fabales; Fabaceae
Source: the annotation of a GenBank genome assembly